This is a messenger RNA of Frankliniella occidentalis (western flower thrips), 2585 nucleotides long. RefSeq names its product E3 ubiquitin-protein ligase TRIM71 (gene wech). The record is from RefSeq and is a predicted model, not a curated record. Lineage: Eukaryota; Metazoa; Arthropoda; Insecta; Thysanoptera; Thripidae. Gene Ontology annotation, biological process: proteasome-mediated ubiquitin-dependent protein catabolic process; protein polyubiquitination. Gene Ontology annotation, molecular function: protein binding; ubiquitin protein ligase activity; zinc ion binding.
GCCGAGAGUGUGUCCGAGCCCGACUCGACGCCCAGCGCUGCUCAGCACAGCCAGAGCACACCCGUCAGUGGAAGAGAGCACACGUACACAGAAGAAAAACAAGAGCGUCAAGACAUCAUCCCAGGAUCUAUCUAUGCGAACGUCAACAUGAUGGCCACUUCGGCGUUCGUCAACCAGCAGUUGGCGUCAUGCUUGGCCAAUGGACUGGGGUCGCUGUGCGGCCCGACUGUAAAAUCUGGCUUUAGCUCUGGCCUCCAGUCGGGCUUCCCCGUCCUGGGCGGUCUCCCUGUAAUGAGUUCCGGCCUGCCCGCCAUGAACACUGGCCUCGGCCCCAGCAGCGGGUCCUCCGGCUUCGGCUCGGCUGGCAGCUCGAUGUACGGCUCGUCUGGCUCCAGCAGGGAGCACAGCAUCAGCAGCGUCGACUCCAUCCUCUCGGACAUGGUCAACGCCCUGAGCGGGGAGGUGCUCGCCGACUCGGACCCGGACACCUGCCUCCACUGCGGGGACAUGCUGAUCGGCGCGCGGUGCGCGUCGUGCAGUGAGGGCUUGCCAGGACUGCCGCUGCCGCCCGCCGUGCUGCCCGGGCUGCCGCCCGCCGUGCUCCCCAUGCUGCCCUCCGCGCGCCUCGCCAGCCCGCCCGGGCGCAGGAGCAGCCCGCCGGCCCCGGGCCUCGGCCCCGCGCGCCGCCCCCACACCCCGCGAGCGCCCCCGAUGUGCGAGCAGCACCCGGGGGAGGUCCUGCGCCAGGUCUGCGAGACCUGCUCUACGCCCAUCUGCGGCGUGUGCUCCAAGGCGCACCGCGGGCACCAAGUGACCCACAUCAAGUUCGCCAUCGAAUCCAGCAGGAUGGCGAACAUGAAGUACCUGUCGGACGCCCAGGCCGGAGCUCAGAACAUCCGGGACCGGCUAGACAAAACCCACAAGAUGGUGGAGGCCGUAGAGAGUAAAUCCAUGCAGGUGGUCACCGAGGUGCGACAGGCGUCGCGACGGCUCAUAGCCGCCGUGGAGGCCAGGGAACGGGAGCUCCUCGCGCAGGUGGACAAGGUGCGCGCGCUCAAGUCCAAGUCACUCCUCCUCCAGACCGAGCAGCUCCGCAGUCUGCUGCAGCGUUUCGUCAGGCUCUCGGACACUCUCCGAGAAACGCUUCAGCACGACGACAGUGUGGAUCACCUCGUGGCGAAGGACAAGGCCGCCGUGGAGCUGGCGCAGCUGCGCGCCGCCCGCGCCAACCUCAGCAGCGGCGCGGCGCCGCAGGUGGGCGUUCCCUUCGAGGACGACGCCCUCGUCUUCGUGCCCCCGGAGCCCGUGCUGCUGCGCGCGUUGGGGUCGAUGGGCUCGGUGACCAGCAGCGCCUACGCGCUCACCACCGUCGCCGUGGGCGACGGCUUGACGCGCGCCGUCCGUGGCCGGCCUGCCGCCUUCACGGUGCAUGUGAAGAAUCACCUCAACGAGGUGGUGCAGGCCAGCGCCCUGGGCGCCCAGGACACGCUGGAGGCCGUGCUCGUAUCUCCCGACGGCGCGUUCACCCACGCCGACGUGGACGACCGACGCGACGGGAGCUUCUUGGUGGUCUACCGCGCCCGCGCCGAGGGCCCCCACGCCCUCCACGUCACCCUCCGCGGCCGCCACAUCGUCGGCAGCCCGUUCCACCUGGCGGUGCGCUCCGUGCGCACCUACGACGGUAUCCGCAGCCCGGUGGUGUCCUUCGGCCGCCAGGGCGGCCAGGACGGGGAAUUCCUGCGGCCGUGGGGCAUCUGCGCAGACCGGCAGGGGCGGCUCAUCGUGGCGGACCGUUCCAACAACAGGAUCCAGGUGUUCCGGCCCGACGGGUCGUUCUUGUUCAAGUUCGGAACACACGGCAGCGCGCCCGGCCAGUUCGACCGGCCGGCGGGCGUGUGCUCGGACGCCAGUGGCCGCAUCAUCGUGGCCGACAAGGACAAUCACCGGGUUCAAAUAUUCAAUGGAGAGGGGCAGUACCUGCACUCUUUCGGCGAGAUGGGGUCCAAGAAUGGACAAUUUAACUACCCCUGGGAUGUCGAUGUGAAUUCGGCCGGGCAGAUUGUGGUGGCGGACACACGCAACCACAGAAUUCAACUGUUUUCAGCCGAUGGCAAAUUUAUAAACAAGUAUGGAUGGGAGACAUCCACAAAUAUGUGGAAACAUUUUGAUACACCUCGGGGUGUCUGCUUCAACCCCGAUGGCUACAUCAUUUGCACAGAUUUCAACAACCACCGGCUGGUGGUUGUUGAACCCACCUUCAGGAACGCCCGUUUCCUGGGCUCCGAAGGAGCUGGCGUCAAGCAGUUCCAACGGCCUCAGGGAGUAACUGUUGACGGGGACGGGCAAAUCAUCGUUGCUGACUCCCGGAACAACCGUAUUCAAAUCUUUGAGCCUAAUGGUAAUUUCAAAACUCAGAUUCAGGGUGUUGACAUUGAUCGCCCCAGUGGCAUCUGUGUCACGCCUGAGGGCAAUAUUGCCUGCAUAGAUUUCGGAAAUGACCGAGUUGUAUUGUUUUAACUAUUUUAGAACAUUUUUUAUAUUCUGUUAAUCUUGAUUUGUUUUUCAUCAUUUUGUUGGCAGUUUAC